CUGACACAGCCACCCUGCGCUCUCACCCGACUAAGGCGAGCACUUGACAGCAUCACCGACAUGCCCCGCAAGGCGGAACGCACUUAGCCGGUGUGGCUAGUCUGUUCAACGACAAUUUACAACCUUUUAUAAGAUAUUCGACGGCCGCGUCUCAUUAGCCAUAAGGUUGCGAGGCUGGUGUGUGUCCGAACAUUAUCAGCCAUGGCAUCGGCAAAUGUUACCCUGGAAAAUCAGCUGCAUAGCGCACAGAAAAACCUGCUGUUCCUCCAGCAGGACCAUGCCAAUACGUUGAAGGGGCUACACGCAGAGAUCCGUAGAUUACAACAGCAAUGCACAGACCUGACAUAUGAGCUCACUGUGAGAAGCUCUGAUCCCUCAGACAGCAGCGAGGUCCGUUGCAGGGAGCUGCAAAGGAGGUGUGAGGAGCUUGAGGCCCAGCUGAAGAAGAAGGAGGAGGAGAACACAGAGCUGCUCAGGGACCUGGAGCAGAAGAACGCCAUGAUUUCCGUCCUGGAAAACACCAUUAAGGAGAGGGAGAAGAAGUAUUUGGAGGAGCUUAAGAUGAAGAGCCACAAGCUGGCUGUUUUGUCCGGGGAGCUCGAGCAGAGAGCGAGCACCAUUGCUUACCUUACCUCACAACUUCACGCCACUAAGAAGAAGCUGUUGGCUGGCAGCUCCUCUGAGGCCAGCCCCAACGUCAGUCCAGUCACCUCAUACAAGCCCACGCCUCCUCCAACCAAGGACAGACAGCCUGAAACCCCACGUCGCCGCAUGAAGAAGAGCCUCUCCCAGCCUCUUCACCCGGAGUUGACAGAGGUGUACCGGCUCGGCCCAGAUGGAAGGCGGCUGGUUUUGCGGGAGACAGUUGAUGCCAUGCCUGACCCUACACCCUUCCUACAGGCUGGGAGAGAGUCUCCUGAACCGCAGGUAGUGCGUGAACGGCCGGCCGUCAUCCCUCCCAUUGCCUCUGAGCGCUCCCCCGUCCCUCCCCUGGGUGCUACAGCCAGCCCUCGUCACAGCCCUGCUCGAGACCGUCAGCACAAGGCUCAUGUGGGCGUGGCGCACCGCAUCCCACAUGGCACCACUCCCCUGGCCCCACCGCAAGCUGAGCUGGAGACCCUGGCUGUGGACCAGGUCAAUGAGGAGAAGGUUGUGCGGAAGCGCUCGGGAGCUGACAGGACAGUUUAACACUGCAAUGCUAACAUGCACAUAAAUGCACACACGCAUCUACUGUAUACACACUACACUGCAAGAGCAGGAAGGAGCCUGGCCCACUGUGUAGCCUGCUUUUUACGCAACACUGCAAUAUAAAAAAAAAUUACAAAAUUAUCAUUUUGUUUAUGGUAUUCCAUAAAGACUUUUGUUUUUCUUAAUACAUAGUAGAAAAGGACUACUAUAAAGCAUGCCAAAUGUUUCUUUAUUACAACCCAUUCAAAGCUUGUAUUAUACACAAGUUGAUUUGUUUGCUUAGACUUUCACUUCAUUUUGACUUUAUGUGGUGCAUACAACAAACUCUCAGCCAAAUAUCUGCAUCAGUGCCUGCUCGACUGGUUCAACCAUACACGAGCUGUGUAGUGUAGUCAUGGCUAAUAGUUAACUCUACAUAUCUCUGUCCGCUCCAUCUUCUCUGCAACAGUCUGGGCAUAUCAGAAAACUAUAUAACAAGAUGUCUGCAGCUGCAUAGGAUAGAAUGGAAAUUAUUAAACUUAAUACUACCCAAAUUUCGUUUCAUCUUCUUGUGAUAUCAGCAUUAUAACGUUACUAUAGGUAAGAUCUUCAUAAUGUGCAAUUGAAAUUUGCUGGUCGUCGAGGUGACAGAGCUGUAAUCUCACUUUGCUUUUCUUGACUGACGAAAACAGCAGCGGCGUACAUGUUUGGAUGCAGUAUGAAAUGAUGGUGAACAGGGCGUGUAUUUGUGUGUGUGUGUGUGUGUGUGAGGGAGAGAGAGAGAAUGUGUGUUUCAGAGAGCGACAAUGAAGGCCAUUGAGAGAAUUAAGAUUUGGCUUAAACAAAAUCCAUUGAUGUUAUUUGUGAUAUAAGGGCAUUUUUGAAAACACUGCUGUGAUAGGAUUUUGUGAUAUUAUUAACUGUACUUUAUAAAGGCUGUACAUUUGUAAUGAAUUCUUUUUUAAUUUAUUGUUUAAUAGAGCACCACAAAUGCACCUCAGAAAUUUACAUUAGUUACUGCAGCACCCACAUGACAGUAAUUAUAAUCACUUAA
Messenger RNA from Xiphias gladius (swordfish), 2221 nucleotides. RefSeq names its product coiled-coil domain containing 92 (gene ccdc92). The coding region runs from base 202 to 1188 and encodes 328 amino acids. NCBI's taxonomy places the organism in Eukaryota, Metazoa, Chordata, Actinopteri, Istiophoriformes, Xiphiidae. The record is from RefSeq and is a predicted model, not a curated record. The transcript has 4 exons.